GUGGAGCCUGGUACAAGGGCCGCUGGUACGAUCAGAACACUGUCUCGGCCUUACAGCAGUCGCAGCCUUGUGAUCUGAUUAACUUUUACCAGCAUGCCUGGCACGACACCGACCAUACUCGCUCACUGCGACACCAAGCUCUGGACAGCCUCACCAGGGUCAUUCAGCAAGCCAUGGUCCUUGGCCUCGAUCUGUGUGUAUUGAACACUUUCCAAUCCAGUCACCCACCCCACACUUAUUGCUGGGGAACGCAGCGUUCACACAUAGACUUCAUCAUGAUCAAACGUGACCUAGCGGAUGGCCACUCGCGUCAAUCCCAUGCCAAGCAUGAUCAUCCCCUUGGCUGUUGGCGGGGGGGAGCUCGCCAUUUUCCUGUUCAUGCCGGUGUCCCCGUCAUUUGGCGGCCCUGGUCUCAGAGCCCACAGGACACAGUCACCAAAGCGAUUGACCGUCACGCCAUUGCCGACGCACUGGCAGGCAAGGCCGACCCCAGGGUUCAGGAUUUUCGGAGAGACUUGCAAACUCAACUGGAUUCCAUUAGCCACGACUUAGUGGCUCUUCAUGACACUGUGCGUUCUCUUGCCAUCAAACACUUUCCGAAGAAAGCACCCGUCAGGGAGCAACGUCCAUGGCAGGAUGGUACUCUGCAACAAUAUGCAUCCCUCAUGGGGGGCCACCUUCGCAAGCUGCGCAGGUGGGCGUCUCGGCCUGCUGCGUAUCAGCGUGCUCAGGCCCUGUUCCAGUGCUGGCGUCAUAGUGUCCAGUUUGCGCGCAUGCACCGCAUGGCUCAGCGCCAGGGUAAGGAACUUCGCCGUGCACGCCGAGCCAACCUCUUAAUGCAGGCUGAUCAAGCUAUUAGUUCGGGGUCCAGUCGCCUUUUCUAUCAGUUAGUGGACAAGUUGGCUCCUAAGGGCAGGUAUCGUAAAUUUCAGCUCAGCCGAGGUGGGUCCAUACUGACACCAGAGGAGGAACUAGACACCAUGCGCAAACACUUUACGCAGGUCUUCAAUGGUGACAACACACAACUACCGACUCCCCCAGAACUACAUGCGGAGGACAGCUCUCUCCCCGUCGACAGCCGAGAGCUGCAAGUUUUUCUGGACAAGCUUCCGGCUCGCAAGGCCGGAGCUCCUCACACAGCCCCCGGUGCGGUAUGGUGCAUGUGUUCAGAUCUGGUCGCUACUCCGCUUGCCAAGAUCCUAACUCAGCGUUGGAGCCAGGCGCCACUUCAGCCGCCAGACAACUGGGCCAAGGCCACACUCUCUCUGUUGUUGAAGCCACAUAAAACGGGAUCCUCGCCGAAAGACUUUAGACCUAUUGGUCUCCUUGACGCCCUUGGAAAAGCGUCGAUCUCUAUGUUGCUAUCUAAGCUGCGCUUUGACCUGGAAACAUACGUCCGUACCACACCACAAUUUGCUUAUGUGACGGGCAGAUCGACGUCCGAUGCAUUAAGACGAGUCUUUCUCCAUAACCACGACGCUCGUGCCCUCCGCAGUCCCAGCACGCGAGACCCUCACUUCAAACGUGCCGGAGGUCGCUCACCGUCUCUACAAGGCGGACUUCAGGUCUGCUUGGACCUUACAUCAGCAUUUGACUAUGUACCACGACAUCUUAUAGCUGAGGCUCUGCACGAGGCGGGUAUCACAGGGGCUCCGGCCGAACUCCUAUUGAACUGGUUGCACCAAUGCACGUAUGAUCUCUACAUUGACCAGCAGCAUACAAGCAUCCCCACCAACAGGGGAGUCAAGCAGGGCUGUCCCGCCAGUCCCCUGCUCUUCGCGGCUUUCAUGACACUCGUCACGCGACGACUUAGCUCACGCCUUACAACUGAAUGGGUGGAACGAUGUUUAACCAUGUUUGCCGACGACUUCCACAUUGGCCAGUGCUUUCACAGCUACCAUGAGCUUGAAACGCUCAGCUCACGGAUAGGCUAUAUCAUGUCUACAUUACGGAGCCAUGGCAUGAGCGUCCACGCCACCAAGGCGAAAGCAAUCAUCACGAUUGAAGGCACCAAACGCAGCACUGCAGUCAAGAAGCUUGUACGCACCAGUGAAGACGGCAGGCUCUUUCGAAUACACACCAAACAAGGCGACGAAUUUCUUCCGCUCGUACGACAGGCGGACUACCUAGGCUUAGAUGUGUUUUACAUGCUCACCGUACUCUCACCAUCACGCACAGGAUCAGUGCAGACUUUGGUCUUGAAGCAUCUACGGGGAAUCGCCAGGAAAACUUUUGAGUCGGCGUUUGGACGCCAGGAGCCGGAUGAUCCUCAUGUUCUCCCAUACGACCACGACUGGAACUUACAUCUUGCCAGCCGUCUCAUGUCGGAGGCACAAGACCUGCAGGUUGCGUCCCUGAAGGUCCCAAAGCACCCCUUUGACCGCGCUCGACACUCCGUGGACGGUGUUUCAGUGUCCAGAGGGCCGGCCCCUCAGAAGGGCACGGAAUCGGAGAGGGAAGACGAGAGCUUCGGCAGCGUGCUCGUGGCAGCGGGGAAGAGGGGAACGGACGAGAAGCCGACAGGCGCACCCCAGGACCGCCUUCCGAAAGUCGGCCGAGGCUCAGUUGCCUUGGGCGGACAGGGCAAGGGCUUUCAGGGCAAGGGCGGGCGUCGUCGUCCGGGCAAGAACCAGAACGGGCGCCCGCAGAGCGACAGCGGCAACUCCAGCUUUCUCAGUGGUUCCACCACGGAUGGGGAGGAUGCCGAACUGCUCCAUCUCGUAGCUCGGGCAAUUGUCCGUCACGAGGACACUUUGAAUGUCCUUCGUCGCUCCACCGGAUGGGUCUUCUGGAUCCGAUCGGGGGACCACUCGAUUCUGCCCACGUUGGUCGAUCUGGCGAGCAAAUGGCGCGAGGUUGCGGAGAAGCAGGAGAUUCAGGCAGAUCAUAUCAGCCUCAGGGUGACCCUUCUCUGGGGCAUCUUCACGACCUUGAAGGAGAAGCUGUCCCAUCUCUCGCAGGAGCAGCUGGCCUACGCCAAUCGCGCCUCGUGGAUCGACACGUCGAGCAACUGGAAUUUCCAGCGAUGGGACUCCCAGCAUCAGAUGCUCAUUGUGGACACCUACCGUCCCCCCCUCAGCCUGGCCCAGAUCCAGGAAAGCCUUGCCACCCUUCUUCGGGUGAUCAACGGAGACACCCUCACACGGUUCGCAGCCACGAAGGGCAUCAGCGCGGACAUGCAGGGCACAGUUCUCUUUCAGGCGGACAUCAGCCUGCGC
This is a messenger RNA of Symbiodinium necroappetens, 3218 nucleotides long. NCBI's taxonomy places the organism in Eukaryota, Dinophyceae, Suessiales, Symbiodiniaceae. The record is from the annotation of a GenBank genome assembly.